AUGAGUUCGCGGGACUAUUACAAAGUGUCUUAUAUGAACAAAGGAGCUGAUCGCUCCAGGAUCUCCUUGGACCAUGAUGUCCUCGAUAACGACACGGAGUUCAACGCUAACCAGUUCAAACUAUACGAUGACUUCACCACUGACCUUCGUAUGGCCUUCAACCCGCUCAGGCGGAACUACCACGAUAUCACCAGGACUGAUAUGAUGAUGAGGAGGAGGGGAGACCCUAACGACUCUGGGGUCGAUAUGGAAAAUGGGAACCCUCUAGAAGAUGUAUCAGCUUCUAACGAUAGCGACCUGUUGGAGAACGAAGUGAUGGUAGAUCCUUGGAGCAGCAUGGACUCCUCGAAUUCACCGUUAACUGACUCCGGACCAUCGGCAAGUGAAGACUGCACCCCUUCCACUUCAAGUGAACCCCCUCGCGGGCCUCUAGACGCGACUUCCCCUCUAUCGCCUGACUCGCGCCGCUUACCCGAUCCAAAAGACACCAAAACCAAAAUUGUCCCCAAACACAUUCCCCAAAAGGCAUCUGACAAGGCGCGUUCGCGAGACCUUACCCUUGAGCUAGAGACCUUAGAGCCUGACCUCCUCUCACGCCGGCCACAUUUUCUUGACGAAGAUUAUCAACCGCCGUCCAAGUCUAACAUCGAAUGCCGUAUCCCUAAGCCACAUUUCCUCGAUCACUCACCAUCGCCUGAUGAAUUCGACGAACGCAGUGAUAUUACAAACCCAAACUUUCUCGAUGAUGAAGUUGAUGGCGAUGAAAAUGCACAAAAGAAGGCUGGAGCUCUGCCAAAACGACCACAGAAAAACCAGCCAUCCACAUACUCUAGUUCAGAAGAUCGGCCGCACAGAACGAGUUACCGAAGCACUCUACAUUAUGGGUUAGAAAGUGCGGCUAGAUCGAGUGAACGAGACAAAAGAGCUUCCCAACUCUACCGAGGGACCUGGCCAGGAGAACGCGAUGUCUGGACAGGUCAUGACUCCGCAAGCGUUCGCAGUUUCUCUAGUAACGGUUCCGCCGAAGGAACGAGACCUUCGUCUAAUUUAGAAAAUAAGAUGGAAUGCGUUUGUUCGUUGAUUUCUCUUUUAAGCUUAUCACCAGAAAACAACGCAGACUUGAGCGGCCCCUUACUGGAAAUGAGCCGAUCAGUUGAAAGUUGCAUCGCAAUGAGACAAGCCGGAUGCAUUCCGCUACUAGUUCAGUUAAUACAUUCGAAGGUCCCUAGAGAGACGCGAGACCGCGCAGCGAAAGCGCUUCGUAACAUAAUCCACACGCAGACUGACGACAAAGCAGGCAGAAGAGAAGCUAGAGUCUGGAGAUUGUUAGAACAAGUCCGGGAAUACUGCUAUGUUUUAGAAGAUCUCGUAGAAAUGAGAAAAGAAGGAAAAGAAGUCAUUGAAGAUGAUGUUACCAAGCAUCCAAGUCAGAGCGUCGCAGCCCUCAUGAAAUUGUCAUUUGAUGAGGAGCACAGGCAUGUGGUGUGUCAGUUAGGAGGGCUGCAGGCGCUGGCUGCAUUAGUCAGUGGGGACCAGGCGGCACACGGAAGCAGAACAGAUGACAACACAUGUUUGACCAUGAGGAAAUACGCUGGGAUGACCUUAACGAACCUCACCUUCGGAGACGGAAACAACAAGUCCUUGUUGUGUUCAUUCAAAGACUUCAUGUUAGCUCUGGUCGAACAAUUGGAAUCACCCAACGACGAUAUGCGACAGGUAACAGCAGCAGUGCUGCGAAAUCUCUCUUGGAGAGCGGAUACCAACAGCAAACAAGUAUUAAGAGAAGUAGGAGCUGUUAAAGGCCUCACUAAAGCUGCAAUGACGUGUCAAAAGGAGGCCACUCUAAAAUCUGUACUCUCGGCCCUCUGGAACCUGACAGCUCACUGCUCAAUGAACAAAGUAGCCUUAUGUUCCGUUGAAGGAGCACUGGGCUUCCUCGUUGAUAUGCUUAGUUACAAUUCGCCUACAAAAACACUGGCGAUAGUUGAGAAUGCAGGUGGCAUCAUGAGGAACGUGUCGAGUCACAUCGCUGUACGCGAAGAUUACAGACAAAUUCUCCGGGAGAGAAAUUGUUUAAGUGUCUUGUUGCAGCACCUCAAGUCUCCGAGUCUAACAGUCGUCAGCAACUCGUGCGGCACGCUGUGGAACCUGUCUGCCAGGUGCCCGCAAGAUCAACAGUUCCUGUGGGACCAUGGUGCGGUACCCAUGCUCAGAAGUCUCAUUCACUCUAAGCAUAAAAUGAUAGCGAUGGGCUCCAGCGCAGCCCUCAAAAACUUGCUCAAUUCCAAACCGGGUAAAACGCACAUCAUCUCACUAGACACAACAGCUAGAAACAUGAAUUUACCGGCGCUACCAACAUUAGGUGCCAGGAAACAAAAAGCUUUGGAGCAAGAGUUGGAUCAAAACUUGGCCGAAACUUGCGACAACAUCGAACCAGCUACGUCUCCUACAACCAGUAACAGAGAAGAGAAGAAUCUAUUUACAGCCACGGAAAGACAAAUAGCUAUGAAUUUGGAACGACACAGAAUGACUUCCAGUUCACCUCUCAUGGGGACAUUGACGUCUCAGAUAUCCUUGAGUCAUAGCGCACACCUAGCCAGCUACUUGAGCUGCAGUAACACUUUGCUGAAGGGAGCACUAGUCACUCGUUCAAAUACAGGCAGUGCUGGCAACGUCAACAGAUCAGAAAGCAAGGACAGCGUCACCAGCACUCACUCAGACUCAGUGUUUGAGCGAGUCAUGCGCACUGGGAAAGUACCCGUACCGACACCUAGGAACAAAGACCUAAUGAAGAGUGAAAACUCUGGUGAAUCGUUUAAAGCGUCUUCGAAGCAACACAAAGACAGUUCUUUCCUUCGAUAUCCCACACAGCCUCCAAUUCCUCCGCCAAGAAGUACUACUGAAAUGAGAACAAACUACACAGAAUCCGGUUUUGACGUCGACCAGGAUUCUUGUGACCAACCAAUUGACUACAGUAGGAAAUACUCGGAGACGAAGAAUACUGAAUCUGAGGAGACAAACCAAAGACUGAUAACAAGAAGUAUUCAAAGAAAGAAAGCGCAAACAGCACGUAUGGUGAUUAUCAAGAGACUGAUUUAG
Molecule: messenger RNA, 3099 nt
Organism: Spodoptera littoralis (African cotton leafworm)
Lineage: Eukaryota; Metazoa; Arthropoda; Insecta; Lepidoptera; Noctuidae
Source: the annotation of a GenBank genome assembly